Trichomonas vaginalis G3 is the source of this 1560-nucleotide messenger RNA. Its product is annotated as ankyrin repeat and SOCS box-containing protein 4 family. The transcript has a single exon. Gene Ontology annotation, molecular function: protein binding. Bases 1 to 1560 code for a protein of 519 amino acids. NCBI's taxonomy places the organism in Eukaryota, Parabasalia, Trichomonadida, Trichomonadidae. The record is from RefSeq and is a predicted model, not a curated record.
AUGUCUGAUCAGAACACUAAUCAUAGUAAAUACAAUGAAUUGAAAAGUAUGUGCAAACGCCACAUUGAUACAUACAAUGUGUUAUAUCAGUUAAAAACGCCAUAUAAUGAAGAUCUAAUUUCGAUUUACAAAGUGAUCAAAACAAAUUUGAUUGAUUCAAUGAAAAUUCUCCCCUGUAAUAUUGUAAAAGGAAUUUUAGACAUAAUUCCAUAUAAUAAACGCUAUGCGAAAACAUAUUUGGAACUUGCCAAAAUCAUCGUUGACGAAUAUCAUGUUAAGAAUGUAACAAGUAUUCCAUUUAUUUCUAACUUCCUGUUUUAUAAAAAAUAUGGCAUUAAAUUACAUUGUUUUGAGGAAUAUGAAAGAGAAGAUAUUGAUAAUCUAGAUAAACUAGAAGAAAAUACAAUUUACAGAGCAAUUAUGUAUGAUGCAAUAGAAACAUUCAUCUAUUUCAUAGAAAGAGAAGGAUUUAAAAAAGAUCAAAAGCAUUAUCGCAAAUUACUUUAUUUAUGUUGUUAUCAUGGAGCAAUUAAUUGUUUCAAGUAUUUAAGAAAGAAUUUUAACCUAGAAAUCACUCAUUAUUGUCUAGAAUCUUCGUUUUUAGGCAGAAAUCCAGAGAUUGUGUGUGAAUGUUUGAAAUAUCAGAAACCAAAUGAUCAAUGCAUGGUAAAUGCAAUUAUUUCACAUAACAUUGAUUUUGUUAAAUUAUUGAUGAACGAAUACCAUUUAGAUAUCGAUUUAUAUGAAUGCGGACAUUAUAAUAAUAUUGAAUCAUUAUUAUAUUAUUAUGAAAAAACUAAUGAUUAUAACAAAUGCUUUAUUAAUUCAUCAAUAUUUGAUAUUCCAUCGCUAAGCGAAUAUUUCUUUUUACUUGGUGCAAAUGUCAAUGCAAAGGAUCAUGAAGGUGAAACAGCUCUUCAUUUAGCAGCACGUUUUAAUUGCCGUGAAACAACCGAACUUAUUAUUUCAUUUGGUGCAAAUGUCAAUGAAGAGAAUAAAGAUGGAGCAACCCCUCUUAAUAUUGCAGCAGAAUUUGAUAGUCCAGAUGCAGCCAAGAUUCUUCUUUCUCAUAAUGCAAAUGAUGGAGAAGCUUUUUAUAUUGCAGCAUCAAACAAUAGUAAAGCAGUAAUUGAACUUUUUCUUUUACAUGGCGCAAAUGUCAAUGGAAAAGAUAAUACUGGGAAUACAGCUCUUCAUAUUGCAGCUAUUGCUCCCAGUAAUGAAGCUGCUGAGUUUCUUCUUCUGAAUGGAGCAAAUCCCAAUGAAAAAGAUAAAUAUGGACAAACAGCUCUUCAUAUAGCGGCCGAGUAUAAUCGUAAAGAAAUAGUUGAAAUUCUUCUUUCACAUGGAGCAAAUGUCAAUGAAAAAGAUAGAAAUGGACAAACGCCUCUACAUACUGCCAUAUACAAUCUAAAUAGAAAAAUAUGUGAAAUGCUUCUUUCACAUGGUGCAAAAGUCAAUGAAAAAGAUAAAGAUGGAAACACUGUUCUUCAAAUUGCAAAACGUUGUCAGUAUCAAGAUAUAUCUGAGGUGUUUCAUUCAUAUGGUGUAAGUAAGUGA